Chrysoperla carnea is the source of this 1482-nucleotide messenger RNA. RefSeq names its product inhibitor of growth protein 3 (gene Ing3). NCBI's taxonomy places the organism in Eukaryota, Metazoa, Arthropoda, Insecta, Neuroptera, Chrysopidae. The coding region runs from base 1 to 1359 and encodes 452 amino acids. The record is from RefSeq and is a predicted model, not a curated record. The transcript has 5 exons. Gene Ontology annotation, biological process: regulation of DNA-templated transcription. Gene Ontology annotation, cellular component: NuA4 histone acetyltransferase complex.
AUGUUAUAUUUAGAAGAUUAUCUUGAAAUUAUUGAGCACCUUCCUCAAGAAUUACGUGAUCGUUUCACUGAAAUGCGUGAAAUGGAUCUUUCAGUACAAAAUAAUAUAGAUUCGUUAGAAAAACGACAAAAUCAACUAUUCAACGAAUGUCGACGAAGUAUACAAACGACUGGUGAAAAACCUCCAAUGGCCGAUAUAGAAUUUAAGAAUCUUAUGAAAGAUUAUUAUCGAACGUUAGAGGAUGCUGAUGAAAAAGUUCACUUAGCUAAUCAUAUGUAUGAUUUCGUAGAACGAUAUUUAAGACGAUUAGAUACCGAAUUAUAUAAAUUUAAAUGUGAAUUGGAGGCAGAUCAUUCAGGAAUUACACAAUUGUUAGAAAAACGAUCAUUAGAAUUAGAUGCACCUCAAAGUAGUCAACAUAGUCAAAGUAGUGGUGGCGGGGGCGGGGGAAGUAGUCAAGUACAAAAGGAGAAUCGGUAUCGUCCACGUAGUGAAAAACGGCGAGAUAGUUCCGCAUCAAAUAGUCAUGAGAAACGUUUGGCCUCAAGUGGUAGUGGUACAACGGCAUCGUCUUUAAACUCAACUUCGGCAAGUGUUUUAUCAUCAGCAUUGACAGCUCAAGUACCAGAAGUACGUGGGCAUGUUAUAGCAAGUGGGGCAAUUAAUAAUAGUGGGGCACCACAAACAGCAAGUGCUGUUCCUGCAUCUUUACAGCCAUCAGCUACACAAACUAGUGGUGUUAGUUAUAGUCUAGGAAAUAUAGGAGCGGGAAAUGCUAUAGCUGCAGCCGCUUCACAAGCGAUUGCAGCUACGCAGCAAAUGCAACAAGGUCGGCGUACAGCAAGCUUAAAAGCAUCGUAUGAAGCAAUUAAUACGGGUGUACAUGGGCAUGAGUUGAGUAUUGGUCGUGAAUUAGCUGGGGCAGCGCAUACUGCACUUCAAGCAAUCCAACAUGACCAUGCAAAUACUAAACGACAGAAAAAGUCUGUUAAUAGGAAAUGGACAAGUAGUAAUUCAAAUAGUUCAAAUAGUUCAUCGUCAGUUAAUCAAAUCGCAGCGUCAGUAGCGCAAGUAACAGCGGCCUCAUCACCGGCACCCGAUACUCCACCCACUUCUGAGAAUGUAGCAGCAGGAGAUGCUGUAGUUGAUGAUGCCGAUUGGACAUACGAUCCAAAUGAACCCCGUUAUUGUAUUUGUAAUCAAGUCUCAUAUGGUGACAUGGUUGCAUGUGAUAACGAAGAUUGUCCGUUCGAGUGGUUUCAUUAUAAUUGUGUUAAUAUCACGGCACCACCAAAAGGUAAGUGGUAUUGUCCUCAAUGUACAUCCGCAAUGCGUCGACGUGGAUCCAGAAAAAAUUAAUUUGAAAUUCAAGACAAAUCGUAUUCAAUAAUAAUAGUCUUUCAACGCAAUAUUUUUAUUUAUCUUAAUUUUUGGAAAACAAUGAUGGCGGAUAUUAUAACGUCAAUGUUUUCUCCAAAUAUG